GCGUGCGGUUGUCUGCCAGAGCUUGGUUUAAGAUGCUGAGAAUUCUUACGAUAAACUUAUAAAAUUCAGUGUUGCGUAUAAAUCAUUUAUUUAUAUUAUUUGGAUUAUUUUUUAUUCAUAGUACGUUGUUGUGUUGUCAUAAGGAAUGGACGAGGCUUAUGCACACAUGAAAAUAAGUCCACAGAGACAAGGAAAGUCUUUAUCGCCUCCUGAUGGUGGUUGGGGCUACCUGGUGUGCAUCGGUGUUGGAUUUACUUUUAUGCUAGGAUUUGGUUCAUCCAACGCUUUUGGUAUACUGUUUCAUGACUUCUUUUUGGAACAAGAUGGAGCCAGCGGCGUGCCUCUUGUAAUUGGUGUAUAUAAUGGCGCACUUUCAAUUGCAGGAUUUCUGAGUGGCAUAGCUUUGAAGAAGUAUUCGUUUCGACAAGUAGGCUUAGUUGGAGCUGGACUCUUUGUUCUUGGAGACGUGUUAACAAUAUUUGUUCAAAGAACCUAUCAACUUGUGUUCACAUUUGGAGUAAUAAGAGGUGCAGGAUUUGGUGUUAUGAUACCGGUUAGCUUUACUGCUUUCAAUUGUUAUUUCACAAAGAAGAGAACAGCUAUGAUGAGUGCAAACCAGACGAUGAGCAGUAUGGCAUCGAUAACGUUCCCACUUCUAGUCACCGUUCUUCUAGCAGAAUAUGGCUUUAAAUGGACCCUCGCUUUGAUCAUGGCUGUUGAUUUGCAUCUCCUGUUUGCAAUGAUGGUUAUGCAUCCCGUUGAAUGGCACAUGAUAAAGGAUCCUCAGGCUGCAGAUAUGAAAGUUUGUUCAAAACACACAUCAACUGCAGAACUUUCAUUACAUUGUGAUGUCAUUGAUACAUUUAAAUCAGAUAUAAUUGAUGAGGCAAUUAUAAAAAUGUUACCAGGUGACGAGAUUAUUGAAAUCAAGCCAACGCAGAAUCGACACGAAUCCUUACAAAAGAGUAUAAUGUAA
Leptidea sinapis is the source of this 976-nucleotide messenger RNA. Its product is annotated as monocarboxylate transporter 13-like. The record is from RefSeq and is a predicted model, not a curated record. Gene Ontology annotation, molecular function: monocarboxylic acid transmembrane transporter activity. The coding region runs from base 146 to 976 and encodes 276 amino acids. The transcript is spliced from 5 exons. Gene Ontology annotation, biological process: transmembrane transport; monocarboxylic acid transport. Lineage: Eukaryota; Metazoa; Arthropoda; Insecta; Lepidoptera; Pieridae.